This is a messenger RNA of Myotis davidii, 3162 nucleotides long. RefSeq names its product BCL2 associated athanogene 1 (gene BAG1). The record is from RefSeq and is a predicted model, not a curated record. The transcript has 8 exons. The coding region runs from base 190 to 972 and encodes 260 amino acids. Lineage: Eukaryota; Metazoa; Chordata; Mammalia; Chiroptera; Vespertilionidae. Gene Ontology annotation, molecular function: adenyl-nucleotide exchange factor activity; protein-folding chaperone binding. Gene Ontology annotation, cellular component: cytosol; nucleus; cytoplasm. Gene Ontology annotation, biological process: protein stabilization.
AGAAGACUCAGGCACACCGCGAGUUCGUGGAGGCCGAGAUGGGAAACCACAGGUGUUCGGCGCGCGCCCCCGCCGCUGCCCCGGGACGCGCGGAAGAGGAGAGUACGGACUCACUCAGCCCGGAGCAGAGAGGUGGCCCGGAGCGAAGAGGGGGUCCGGAGCGAAGAGGAGGUGCUGAGCGAAGAGGAGAUGCUGAGCGAACAGGUGGCCCGUAAUGAACAGUUUGUCGGGAGCAAAGAGGUGGCCCGUAACGAACAGGUAGUCGGGAGCAAAGAGGUGGUCCGGAGCGAAGCGGUGACCGAGAGCGAAGAGGCGGCCCCGACUGAAGAAGUGGCCCAGAAUGAAGAAAUGGCGGCAGCCGGACUCAGCGUGACCGUCACCCACAGCAAUGAGAAGCACGACGUUCAUGUUACCCCGCAACAGGGCAGUAUUGAACCAAUUGUCCAAGAUCUAGCCCAGGUUGUUGAAGAGGCCACAGGAGUCCCGCUACCUUUUCAGAAACUCAUAUUUAAGGGACAGUCUCUGAAGGAAAUGGAGAAGCCAUUGUCUGCAGUUGGAAUACAAAAUGGUUGCCGGGUCAUGUUAAUUGGGAAAAAGAACAGUCCAGAGGAAGAAGUUGAACUAAAAAAGUUGAAAAGUUUGGAGAAGUCUGUGGAGAAGAUAGCUGACCAACUGGAAGAGUUAAACAAAGAGCUUAUUGGAAUCCAGCAGGGUUUUCUGGCCAAGGAUUUGCAAGCUGAAGCUCUCUGCAAACUCGAUAGGAAAGUAAAAGCCACAAUUGAGCAGUUUAUGAAGAUCUUGGAGGAGAUUGAUGCACUAGUUCUGCCAGAAAAUUUCAAAGACAGUAGACUGAAAAGGAAGGGUUUGGUGAAAAGGGUUCAGGCACUCCUAGCUGAGUGCGACACAGUGGAGCAGAACAUCUGCCAGGAGGCAGAGCAGCUGCAAUCCACAAACUUGGCCCUGGCCAAAUGAGGAGAGGCGGAGAGAGGCUGUGCUGCCCUGAAGAACAGUGCCACCAGCUCUGCCCUCUGCAACAGGAGUUACCUGACUUCUCCAAGGCUGCUGGGUCACUUGACCAAUUGCCAGUUUUCUUUCCACCUUGGCAUAUUUCCCUGCUUAAAAUCCUCCAUUGGCUACACCUGCUCUCAAUGAACAAGUACUGUGUUUAUAAUCUUAGAGCUCUUGUUUGUUUUCUUAUUCUGCCUCUGUGUGGCUGUGCUGUCCAGCAGCCCGCCUUAUCUUGGGAGGGCCCAAAUCUUCCCAUGUCUUUUGACCUUUGGGUGCUUUCGUUUGUCCACAGGUAGUUCAGAUUUAUAGGCCACCCUGGUCUUCAGAUACAUGCGGCCUUUUUGCCCUUGUGGUCCCAUAGUCCCAUACAUGUAAAUCAGAAUCAUUUGGAGGUUGUAUCUAGUCAGGAAUGUUGGAAAUAGCUUGGAGCAGGUUUUUGGUACACAGUAGUCCAAAUAUCCCUCAUUGUGACCUAAUUCUGGAAUAGCUGGUUGGGUUGUUGGUUCACAGACUCUGUAUUUACUUUCCAGUGAACCUGCACAGCCACGGGCCAGGAGAUCUCAGGGGGCCAUUCCUGGGGUGGGACCUGGGGUUGAUGUAUGGGCUUCCUUGUCCCCUAGCAAAUCUGUAGGAGGUUAGAACCCAGUGUUGACGGAGUCUCUGGUUCAAACUGGGUUAAAAUCAUGUCUCGGGAAGGGCAUAGAGGGAAAUGGAGUGAGUAAAGCAGGCAGAUGGUGAAGACAGCCGUAAACUUCUCAGAAGUUCCUUCAACGGCAUUUCUGUCCACUGUACUGUCCUGAGAUCUAUAUUUCCUUCAAAGCUGUUCCUGUCCAUUUUGUGGCCUUCCCUACCCCCCCACCUAUUGUUUCUUUAAACUAUAUACACAUCAGCAAUCAGAAGAGUGCUUAAACUAUUUUUUUAGGGGAGAGAGAAAGAGAAACAUUGUGUGAGAGAAACAUUGAUCAGUUGCCUCUCGUAAGCAUCCUGUCUGGAAGAUCAAGAGUGGCUCUGCAGGCUAGAACUCUUAAACUGAUCAGCUGCUAUCACCCCAUUUUUUCACACAGUGCUCAGGAGACAGGCUCCCAAUAGGCCACUCUGAGGCCAACCUUAUUUGGCACACAGGGCAUCACUGAAGUCCCAGGAACUUAGGACUGUCUGGGUGGGACUAGGACAGAGCGGUGUGGAGACGACAAGUGCAUGAAGCUCGGGGCCCAGCCCAGCCCACCACCAACUGUAAUCAGAGCAAUUCAGUACUUAACUGUUUUAUGGAGUAGCUGUGUCACCUUAGGCCACAACAUUCAAUGAAAAGUUACUGUGUGCCAGGUAGUAUUUUAAUACUCUUAAUAUACUAGUCAUGUAAUCCUCAUACAACCUAGGAGAUAGAUACUAAUCCAUGUUAGAGAUGAGGAAACUGAGAGAGCUUAGGUAAUUUGCUAAAGUCAUAGAGUAAGUAACUAAGCCAGGACACCAAGCUGGGCAGUUUGAUUCAGAGGCUAUGCUCUUAUCUCUACUUGUGCUGCCUCCCAAUUAACACAGGGUUGUGUGUUCGCUCUUAUUUUCUCUUCCUCUCCUUCCUUCCAUGUUGGUUUUUCCACUUGCUCUCUGGUCCUCUCUGAUUCAUUCUCCACAGAGCAUCGUGAGUGAUGUAAAAUACAAAUUUUUCCAUGUCAGUCCUGCUUAAAAACAUCCAGUGGCUUCCCUUUCCAUCUCAUGUUGGGCCACUCUCCUGUUUGCUCCCUGUGGUCAGCCAGUCUGGUCUUCGUUCAGGUCCUCAGAUGCUCUGUACCCUCUCCUGCCCCGGGGUCUUAGCACUCACCAUUCCUCUGUUUGGACAGCUCCUUGCCACCCUUCCACCAUUGCCACCCCUUUCCUAGGUAACUUCUAUUUGUCCUUCAGAACUUAAUGCCUCUUUCAUGGACUGUCUGAGAACAUAUCAAGAACAUCUCACAGCUUGUCAUAACUUUUCUUUCACAGCAAGUAUUAUAGUCUCUGAUGGUUUAUUUAUGGGAUUAUCUAAUUUAAUAUUUGCCUUUUAUACUUGACUAUAAGUUCCCUGGGUUAAGGAGCUUAUUUGUCUUGUUGAUAGCAUAUUUCAAACACAUUGUCUGGUUUAUAGUAGAUGAUCAAUAAAUAUUUGUAGAACAAAUGUCAAAC